GUGCAUUUACCCCCAAUUGCGUUUUGAAGCUCCACUUGAAAUUUCUUGUUUAGUUGGGCUGAAACAGAGAGAUUGCUUCUGCGUGAGAAGAGAUCAUGAGUUCUACACAGGGGUCGCACUCACUGGCCUUCAGGGUGAUGAGGCUUUGCAGGCCCUCGUUUCAGGUAGAGACCCCUCUCCUCGUGGACCCGGCCGAUCUCAUGGUCGGCGAGGAUAUCUUCGACGAUCCGAUCGCUGCCUCCCUUCUCCCGCCUCUUAUCGACGGCCACAUCGGCGGCAAGGCCAGCACCCUCGACUCUACUGAUCUCAGCUACCGCGCCAGAUUUGUCCUGCACCACCCCUGCGACUCCAUUGGCCUCUCUGGCCUCCUCAUGCUCCCCCAGUCUUUCGGGGCGAUAUAUUUGGGAGAAACUUUUUGUAGCUACAUCAGUAUCAACAACAGUUCUAAUUUCGAGGUUAGAGACGUUAUUAUCAAGGCAGAAAUUCAAACCGAGAGACAGAGGAUUCUUCUUCUGGAUACAUCGAAGUCAUCUGUUGAAUCCAUACGUGCAGGAGGGCGUUAUGACUUUAUUGUUGAGCAUGAUGUGAAAGAACUUGGUGCUCAUACGUUGGUGUGCACUGCGUUGUACAAUGAUGGUGAUGGUGAGCGUAAAUAUCUUCCACAGUUUUUCAAGUUCAUCGUUGCCAAUCCACUUUCAGUUAGGACAAAGGUCCGUGUUGUCAAGGAAAAUACUUUUUUAGAGGCUUGCAUCGAAAACCACACAAAAUCAAACCUUUAUAUGGACCAAGUUGACUUUGAGCCAGCUCAGCAUUGGAGCGCGACAAUACUAAAGGCUGAUGAACAUAAUUCCAAGAACAUUUCUGGAACUAGUGAAAUAUUCAAGACACCUGUCCUUAUUAGAUCUGGUGGAGGAAUACAUAACUUUCUUUAUCAGUUAAGAUCGACUUCACAUGGUUCUGUCCAAAGCAAUGUUCUUGGUAAAUUUCAGAUAACAUGGCGUACAAAUUUGGGGGAACCUGGCCGCUUACAGACACAGCAAAUUCUUGGGACUCCUAUUACUCAAGAGGAGCUUGAAUUGAAUGUCGUGGAGGUUCCUUCUGUAAUCAAUUUGGAUAAACCCUUUUUGGUAAAGCUGAAACUCAAAAAUCAGACUGACAAGGUACUGGGCCCCUUUGAGGUUACGUUGUCGCAAGUUGAUUCAAGUGAGCAGGAGAUGGUCAUUAUGAUUAAUGGCCUCCAGACAACAGUGAUACCAAAUGUCGAGGCAUUUGGAAGCACAGAUUUCCACAUGAAUUUUAUUGCUACUCAACUUGGAGUUCAGAGAAUCAAAGGGAUUACGGUGUUCGACACAAAGGAGAAGAAAACAUAUGGCCCAUUGCCCGAUUUGGAGAUUUUUGUUGAUUUAGAUUGAUUUACGGUUUGGCUGCAAAGUUUCACUUAAGUUGGGAUGGUAAUUAUUCCAUGCCGAGCAAAAGAUGUGAAGGCCCAUUACAAAAUCUGGCUGGUUAGAUUAAACAGAUUUGAGUCAGCUUGAUGAUUGCUGGUGCCUCUGCCCUUUGAAGGCUUGUAUGACUUGCUCCAGGGAAAUGCGAGAUGAAUGUCAUGCUCUUCUUUCGGUGGGGAGUGAUUGAUUAUCUGGAGAUGCUGUUUGUUUAGGGUAACUUAAGAUUCUCUAAUAUUUUUCAGCACCCAAGUAUGGGAUGUAAUUUUAAAUACAAAGCUCAGAUAUUUUUUUUUAUACAAGUUGAACAAGCUUUUUACAAACCCAA
Messenger RNA from Tripterygium wilfordii, 1770 nucleotides. Its product is annotated as trafficking protein particle complex subunit 13-like. The record is from RefSeq and is a predicted model, not a curated record. NCBI's taxonomy places the organism in Eukaryota, Viridiplantae, Streptophyta, Magnoliopsida, Celastrales, Celastraceae. The coding region runs from base 96 to 1412 and encodes 438 amino acids. The transcript is spliced from 12 exons. Gene Ontology annotation, cellular component: TRAPPIII protein complex.